Rotaria socialis is the source of this 303-nucleotide messenger RNA. Lineage: Eukaryota; Metazoa; Rotifera; Eurotatoria; Philodinida; Philodinidae. The record is from the annotation of a GenBank genome assembly.
AUGUCUACCAAACUAUUUCCUCUUGUCUUUACAUUGAUAAUCCUUAUUCUACUGGCCAAUAUUCCUCAUAUGGUAAAAGCUCAAUAUGGUUUGGGAACAGCUUGCAAAUGGGUCAAGGGAAAGACAGGCUGGGGUUGUGAUGAUAAAAUAAGCCGUGCGGUUUGGCGCAAAAUAAAUGGGGUAAACAAUUGUAAUGAUUUUUGCCACGGACGUGCAGGUAAAAGAGGUGGUCACUGUAUCUCAAAUGGUAAUUAUGAUACAAGUAGUUGGUGUCCUAGAGGACAAACAUGCCAGUGUUAUUAA